Molecule: messenger RNA, 767 nt
Organism: Bombus impatiens (common eastern bumble bee)
Lineage: Eukaryota; Metazoa; Arthropoda; Insecta; Hymenoptera; Apidae
Product: U11/U12 small nuclear ribonucleoprotein 25 kDa protein
Exons: 3
Coding region: 148-690 (180 amino acids)
Biological process (GO): mRNA splicing, via spliceosome
Cellular component (GO): U12-type spliceosomal complex
Source: RefSeq, a predicted model, not a curated record
GCGCACACACACACACACACACACAACGAUAUAACUAAGAAUAUUACAUGAUUUACACAAAGCAGGAAGUCUUAAUAUUAUUAUUAUUUAAUAUCUUUUUUAUGCAUUCAAUGUUUACAGUAUUUUCAAUUAUGAUAUAUAGAAAUUAUGGAUAAAAUUCAGUGUACAUUUCAAAAUGCUAAAUCAAAAGAAGAGCAGGGAAAUAAUUUGAUUAAAAAAGAAGAAAUAAUUGAUAAAUGCGCAGAACUUGAUCAUGAUGAAUUAGUCAAGCUAACAAAAGGAGCAAUUCGUAAUAUAAUUGAAAGUGAUCCGUUACUUUCUGGUCUACCGGCGGAUGUUACUAUCGAGGAACUCAAAGCUCAAAUUGCAGUUGCACAAGGACAAGCGAUAACUUUGUAUUUGAAUCGUGGAGAAUUGCCAAAACUUGGAAUUGUGGUACCCCCUCACCACACUACAGUCCUAGAUCUCAAGAAAGCUAUAAAACGACAUACAAAUUUAUCUCUGAAGAGAGAGAAAGUCAAAAAGAAGAUAAGUUGGAAACAUAUUUGGAAAAAGUAUCAUCUAUGUUUUGAGAAUGUUAGAUUAAUAGAUGACAAUGAAAAUAUAAAAGCUUAUGGAAUCACAAACAAAGUAGAAUUACAUUAUGUAAAAAGACGUAGAGAAAAAAACAAAUUGAUAAAACACUCUUAGUUUUUGCGUAAAACGUGUAAACAUUUGUAUUGUGGUUGUUGAAUUUCACAUUUUAGAUAUGGAUUGACAUCUUCUAA